AUGGAGGAUUAUAAGUUUCUAUUUAAAGUAGUGUUAGUUGGGAACGCGGGAGUUGGGAAAACGUGUUUGGUACGUCGUUUUACUCAAGGUCUCUUUCCACCUGGCCAGGGUGCUACAAUUGGAGUUGAUUUCAUGAUAAAAACUGUAGAAGUUGACGGUGAGAAAGUGAAGUUGCAAAUAUGGGACACUGCUGGGCAAGAGAGAUUUCGUUCAAUUACACAGAGCUACUACAGAUCUGCUCAUGCUCUGAUACUGGUGUAUGAUAUAUCUUGCCAGCCGACAUUUGACUGUCUACCAGACUGGCUUAGAGAAAUUGAAGAAUAUGCCAACAAUAAAGUUCUUAGGAUAUUAGUUGGUAAUAAAACUGAUCGGGAAGACAGGGAGAUUCCAAGGCACAUCGGUGAAGACUUUGCACAGCGUCACGGCAUGUAUUUCUUAGAGACAUCAGCUAAAGAGGCUGAAAAUGUCGAGCGAUUAUUUAUGGAAAUAGCUGUUGAACUCAUGGAACAAGCAAAAUGCAAGGAGUUGCCGAAAUAUGACGGCAGUUUAGGACCGAUCAACGGAAAAACAACGUCGGUAGGUGACGGUUCGUGUUGUCUACGCUCGUAA
Messenger RNA from Spodoptera littoralis (African cotton leafworm), 609 nucleotides. The record is from the annotation of a GenBank genome assembly. Lineage: Eukaryota; Metazoa; Arthropoda; Insecta; Lepidoptera; Noctuidae.